AUGUUCAAUGGGUUUGUUGGGACUGAUGAUGCGGAGCCAACAUCAGAUGCCUCAGAGACUGUACAGAUAUCCUCGCUUGCACUGUUAAAGAUGCUUAAGCAUGGGAGAGCUGGGAUUCCCCUUGAAGUCAUGGGACUGAUGCUUGGGGAAUUUGUUGAUGAAUACACUGUGAAAGUUGUUGAUGUAUUUGCCAUGCCCCAAAGCGGUACAAAUGUCACUGUAGAGUCUGUGGAUCCUAUCUUUCAGACGGAGAUGAUGAAUAUACUGAAGGCAACUGGGAGGCAUGAGACAGUGGUAGGAUGGUACCACAGCCAUCCAGGGUUUGGGUGCUGGCUAAGCACAGUUGAUAUAAGUACCCAGCAGAGCUUUGAAAAGCUAUGUAAGAGAGCUGUUGCGGUUGUCGUUGACCCCAUCCAAAGUGUUAAGGGGAAGGUUGUAAUUGAUGCCUUCAGACUUAUUGACAACCAGUUAGGUGUCCUUGGAGGAGAGCCGAGACAAGUGACAUCAAACAUUGGGUACCUCAAGACACCCACACUCAUAUCCAUAAUUCACGGGCUCAACAAGCACUACUAUUCUUUCAACAUAACGUGCAGGAAAAAUGAUCUUGAACAGAAGAUGCUGCUGAAUCUUCAUAGAAAGACAUGGGCAGACAAUCUUAAGCUCAGAGACGUCAGGGAAAAGAGGGGAGAUGUUUUGAAACUCAUUGAAAGCUACGGAAAAGCAUGUGAAGAGGAAAAGAACCUAACAGGUAAGAAUCUCGACAUGGCUAGGGUGGGCAAGGUCGACUACAGAAGACGACUUCUUGAGAAGUGCGAAGAAAGCAUAAUGGAAAAUACCAUCCACAACCUUCUGUAUUCUAUCCAUAGGUAUAUCUUCAAUCAAUCGGACCACCAGUUAGAGAUAAAUAAAUAA
Messenger RNA from Encephalitozoon hellem ATCC 50504, 912 nucleotides. RefSeq names its product proteasome regulatory subunit. The coding region runs from base 1 to 912 and encodes 303 amino acids. Lineage: Eukaryota; Fungi; Microsporidia; Unikaryonidae. The record is from RefSeq and is a predicted model, not a curated record. Gene Ontology annotation, biological process: proteasome-mediated ubiquitin-dependent protein catabolic process; protein deubiquitination. Gene Ontology annotation, molecular function: proteasome binding; metallopeptidase activity; protein binding. The transcript has a single exon. Gene Ontology annotation, cellular component: proteasome regulatory particle, lid subcomplex.